Messenger RNA from Tremella mesenterica DSM 1558, 2720 nucleotides. RefSeq lists its product as uncharacterized. Gene Ontology annotation, molecular function: 5-methyltetrahydropteroyltriglutamate-homocysteine S-methyltransferase activity; zinc ion binding. NCBI's taxonomy places the organism in Eukaryota, Fungi, Basidiomycota, Tremellomycetes, Tremellales, Tremellaceae. The transcript is spliced from 9 exons. The record is from RefSeq and is a predicted model, not a curated record. The coding region runs from base 67 to 2355 and encodes 762 amino acids.
CGCCAUUUUCUCUUCACUCCUUAUCCUCUUCCUACCCUUAUUACUACAGCCUGCAAGUCUGCCAAAAUGGUCAAGUCUGCCGUUCUCGGGUUCCCUCGCAUUGGUACUGGACGUGCUAUCAAAAAGGCCGUCGAGUCCUACUGGGCCGGAAACUCGUCCGCCGAACAGCUCGCUGAGGCCGCCAAAGCUGUGAGAAAAGAACGUUGGGAAACUAUCAAAAAUGCCGGUGUGGAUAUCAUUCCCUCUGGUGAUUUCACCCUCUACGAUCAUCUCUUGGAUCAUUCCUACAACUUCGGUGUCAUUCCUCAGCGUUACGUCGAACAGAAACUGAGUGGUCUCGACACUUAUUUUGCCAUGGGUCGUGGUAAGCAAGACCGCGAAAAGGGUAUUGACGUCGUUGCUUCUGAAAUGGGAAAAUUCUUUGACUCAAACUACCACAUCGUCAAGGUCGACCACGAGCCCUCAACCGAAUUCAAGCUAAACUUCAACCAGCAGCUUGUCGAAUAUGAGGAGGCCAAAGCUCUGGGUAUCAUCACCCGCCCUGUACUCUUCGGUCCCAUCACCUAUCUCUCUCUUGUCAGAAAGAGCCGUGAUGCUCCCGCCGACUUUGAGCCUCUCCAGCUUCUCGACAAGCUCAUUCCCGUCUACAAGGAGCUUUUGUCUCAACUCAAGGACGCUGGUGUCGAAGCUGUACAGAUCGACGAGCCUAUCCUCGUCCUUGACAAAGCUGAGGCCUAUGGCGCCGAGUACAAGAAGGUCUACGAAGCCCUCGCACCCGUCGCACCCAAGAUCACCAUCACUACCGCUUACGGUCGACUUGGCAAAUCCUUAGACUACCUCAAAGACCUUCCCAUCUCUUCCCUGCACCUUGACCUCGAUCGUGAGCCCAAACAGCUCGACGCCGCGAUUGAGGCUGUCAAGGACACGGGACUCGGUUUGGAGCUCGGUUUGAUCUCCGGUCGAAACAUCUGGAAAGCCGAUCUCAAAGCCGCUAAAGCUUUGGCUCAGAAGGCUGUCGACGUAAUUGGGACCGACAGAGUUGUGGUGUCGACUUCGUCAUCUCUCCUCCACUGCCCUAUCUCCCUCAAGGUCGAGAAAAAGCUCACUGCUCAGCAGCUCAGCUGGUUGUCGUUUGCCGAAGAGAAAUGCGAGGAGGUAGCUGCUCUCGCCGGUGCCCUGAAUGGCAAAGAGUCCGCCCUGUUCGAGCAAAACACCAAUGACAUCAGUGCCAGACGAGAGUUUGAGCGUUCAUCCGACCCUGCUGUCCGUGAACGCGUGGCUGGAAUCACCGAACAAAUGUUAUCUCGCCAGUCUCCUUUCCCUACUCGUAGGGAGGCGCAGAAGAAGCUCAAGCUUCCCAAAUUUCCCACGACGACCAUUGGUUCCUUCCCCCAGACGAAGGAAAUCCGUCAAGCACGUGCUAAAUUCGGCAAGAACGAGUUGACUCAGCAAGAGUAUGAAGCCGCAAUGGAAGCCGAGAUCAAGUACGCUGUCGACUUCCAAGAACGCAUCGGCCUCGAUCUCUUCGUCCACGGUGAGCCCGAGCGUAACGAUAUGGUUCAAUACUUCGGCGAGCAACUCAACGGUUUUAUCUUCACUCAACUCGGCUGGGUUCAGUCCUACGGCUCUCGUUACGUCAGACCCCCCAUCGUCGUCUCGGACGUGUCUCGUACCGCUCCCAUGACCGUACGCUGGUCGGCAUACGCGCAAAGUCUUACUAGCAAGCCGAUGAAGGGUAUGCUUACUGGUCCCGUCACUAUCCUCAACUGGUCUUUCCCCCGUGCCGAUAUCUCCAAAGAGGUUCAAUCCAAGCAGCUUGCUCUUGCUCUCCGGGAUGAAGUGGUUGACCUUGCCAAUGCAGGGAUCCAAGCUAUCCAGGUCGACGAGCCUGCCAUCCGCGAAGGUCUUCCUCUUCGUAAGGCUGACUGGGACAACUACCUGAAAUGGGCUGUCGACUCUUUCCGCCUUUCCACCUCUGGGGUUGGAGAUGACACCCAAGUGCACUCUCACUUCUGUUACUCUGACUUUGGUGACAUCUUCCCUCAUAUCCAGCGUCUGGAUGCGGACGUCAUCUCGAUUGAAGCCUCCAAAGCCGACCUCAAGCUGCUCGACGUCUUCAAGACCUAUGGUUACUCGAACGAGAUUGGACCUGGUGUGUAUGACAUUCACUCUCCCCGUGUGCCGAGCGAGCAAGAGAUCAAAGACCGUAUCGCUGCCAUGGCGAAAGUGCUCCCAGUCGACCUUCUUGUCAUCAACCCCGACUGUGGUCUCAAGACCCGUGGAUGGAAGGAGACCGAGGAAUCUCUGUCUAACCUGGUCGCCGCCGCCCGCUGGGCUCGUGAGACCUUCGCCUGAGUUUGAUCACCACAUCGCAUAGGUUUCAACAGCCUUUCAUAUAUCUCAACAAUCGGAAACUCAUCAUGUUCAUACCCAUCAGAAACGUCAUUGGUAGACUAAAAAAAGGUGUUUGAAGUGGAGAGUAGUCGUAGUAGCCCCAAGUAGUGGGAAAAGAAGAGAAAAAUGCAGCCUGUUCAACCGGCACUACUUGUCUCCGGACGUCUCCGGACGAGCUGUCAAAUUUGCUGCAAGUUUGACACGUGAGAUGAAGCAGUCUGAAUCAUGUUGAUGAGGACAAAGGGUUGGAUGACCGAUGAAUUUGCAGUCGCGCUGACAUUCACCGUUCAAUUUGCUCUCUCAAUCGUGAUGCAUUACAUACCACC